AGCUGCCUGUGAAAAAUAAAUAACAGAACAGGAGCCCCAGAACGACUCAGCAUCAAAGAAAGAGGGUUGGAACGUCAGUAUUUCAAACUCCCACUGCCUCUCUGUCUCUAUUAGGCAGGAUAAUAGGGAACUGUAAAAAGCUAAAACUUCAUUCAGCCAGGAAAGUAGCGAGUGUUUCUGACAGAGAAACUGCAGUCAUCUGACAAGGUGGUCUCUUUAUUAAUAACAACAUUUUUUUCAGGUUACCAUGAGGUUCCUGUGGAUCUUGCACUUUGUAAUGGGAGUCUACAUGGUGAAGGCUGGAGAUGAUUAUACCUUAGAGACUAAUGUUCCAGAUCCACUCUUCCCCAUGGUUUUGAACAACACGCUCAUGCCUGAGAAUGCAGCUGGAUUGGGAAUCCCAGAGCUCUCAAGUGUGUGUGAGAUUACUGUGCUGACCAGCUCCAUAACCAUGCCCAGUGAGCAGGAAGCUAUGAGCUCCCUAAUUCAGGAGGAUCUCAAUCCCGUCAAGAAUCUCCUGAACGGCAGCAGUUCUAUUCUGGAGAGCUUGGCAACUGCAGUUAAUGAAGAGACCGGGAAAGUGAGCUACCAGUCGUUGAUCACCACCACAGUCCUGGACAUUAAGCAACAGAAUGAGCUAUCCAAUAACAUCAUGACAGAAAUCUUCCAAGCCCUUGACUCAGAACCAACGUCAGAUAACCAUGUGAAAAAGUUCAAGGAGAAGGUUUGGAAGAUGGACACGAUGCUGCAGGCCAUCCAUCUCCUUGCCAGCCAGGUCGAGGAGCUGUCAGACACUCUUUCAACAGAACUGAGCCAACAUAUGGGCAAGUCUGACACAAUGGAGUCUAUCCAAUACCAGAACUGAGAGGCAGCUGGCAGGCUGCUUGUUAGACACCACAUCUCACUAGCAAGUAGCUCACAUCUGUGAUGCUCAGAUUCAUUUUCUUGACGAGAUUCCAGCAUUAGCAGAAACGGUUAAAACAUGAGCUAAAAACACCAGCCAUUGUUUCCCAUGUGCAAUGCUCUCUAGCCUGACAAAUCUUUUCUACUCUCUCUCUAUUGGUCUAAGUUCUGUUCUUUGUUAUGUUCUAAUUUAUUCACUGUCUACUUUUAGUUGGUGGCCCAGUGUAUUACCAACACAUCAACAACUGCCUGCACCCAUUUUAAGUUUCCCAGUCUUGCCAUAUAAAGGGUCAUGCUUCCAAACAGCCUGCUAAUGAUAUUAAAACCUGCUCACUAUUCACUUACUGCAUAUGUUCAAACUCAUUUAAUGUUGUAACAUUUUAAUAAAUGAUGAGAAACGAUCUUUGCUGCACUUUGGGAUGUGGUCAUCUGGUAAGAAUUCCCUCACUGGGACUCUUCAGUGUUUCAAGGGUCAGAUGGUCUCUUGGUUCUCACAGUGCUGCUCUGGUCUACUUUCUCAAGAAGGACUUUGUACAAGGGAGUCUUUGAUCUUUACUCGAUACCACCCCACUUCAUGAUGAUCAGGAACCCCACAUCCCGAGUGCAGUUGAUCCAGAAUUUCUCCAAAUUGAAACUUGUGUUUAAAAAAUUGCAUCCAAAAUGAUAUAGCCAUCACACAAGUCAGCAAAUGUUUCAGGGCAGAGGUUUAGAGGAUGUGGUAUAUUUGAACUUACAUGUAGACCGAAUAAACAGACAUGUCUGAAAAAAUGAGGAAUUUCA
Molecule: messenger RNA, 1683 nt
Organism: Hemiscyllium ocellatum (epaulette shark)
Lineage: Eukaryota; Metazoa; Chordata; Chondrichthyes; Orectolobiformes; Hemiscylliidae
Exons: 3
Coding region: 248-865 (205 amino acids)
Source: RefSeq, a predicted model, not a curated record